CCAGAGAGCUUCUAUACUGAGCCACAGUCCUGAACCGGUCCGUCUCAGCUAAAACUGUUUAUGGGUUCAUUAUGAGUCGGCUGGAGGAGAUCUGUUUUCGGGCGCACAGAAUGGACUUGGAGGAGGAUUUCUACCCGUACGGAGACGGCGGUGAGGUGCGGGUGCGCGCGGCGCUGCGCCGGAAGGAGGAAGAGCUUGUGCUCGCAGCCCAACUCGGGAACGCGCUCCUGACCGAGAACCGACAGCUGAAGGAGGAGAAGAACAAACUGCAGGAAGAGUACACGGAGAAGAUAGAGGAGCUGGAGCAGGACAGACACGAUCUGAGGCUGAAGCUGCAGGGAUGCCAGGCUCAGUGGGAGAGUCAGGUGGGAGAGCUGGAGCGGGACGUCCGGGCUCUGAAUGCCCACACUGAGCAGCUUACCCGGCAACUGAGCGAGGCAGAGAGAGAGAAGGGUCGGAGUGAAGAGCAGCACAACGAGAUCAGUCAGCAGCUUCAGGAACAGCUCCAGGUGGCUAUGGAGGCGAAACUGGCCGUCACGGCUGAGCUGCAGAGCCUGAAGCAGGAGCUGGACGAGAGGGGCCACCCAAGACCACAAGAUGAGGAACUGCUCAGUGCCUUGAAAGAAGAGAUUGCUCAACUGACACAGCGUGAGCAGUCUCUGGGACAGCGGUUGGAGACAGUGUGUGAAGAGAAUGCUGAGCUAAAAGACAGUGUGUCCUCACUAUGCACACGACUGGCCUUGCAGGAGCAACAAAGUAAUAUGCAAACGCAGCAGCUGGCAGAGGCCUGCCAAGAGGUGGAGCUUGCAAAAGCCAGAGCUCAAGCUCUCCAGUCUCAGAUAGAGGAAUUACAGGAAGAGGUUUCCCUCCAGAGGAGCACUGAUGGAGACACAUCCCUGCUUUCAGAGAUGGAGCGUAGUCUAGACACCAUGAACUGGAGCCAAGACAAGAAGCAGGUCGAACAGGAAGUGAGGUCCAUCUUAGACAUGCUUCUUCCUGUUUCCCAUGGUUCGGAGGCUCCAUGCAAUCAUGAAGAUAGCCUGCAAGGCAUGCUGGGACAGCUUAAGAGUGUGGCAGAAAGGAUUGUGUGCAAUGCGACACUGCAGGACAUGAAGAGGCCCAUUGUGGGAGGAGACAUGGCACUGUGUGAGAAUACAGCCUGCAUGCAGGAGCUGCGAGAUCAGAAUGCACAGCUCUUAAAAGAGAAUGCUGAACUCCGGCUCAAAGCUGACAGCAGGCUGGAUGACGAGAUCAUUCAAAGAGCUAUAAAGGACAGAGAUGACGCCAUUGCAAAGAAAACAGCAGUGGAGGCAGAACUGGUGCGGAGCAGAAACGAUAUGAUGUAUCUGAACAACCAGCUGCUGGAGGCCAUCCAGCGUAAACUAGAGCUAUCUCAGGAACUGGAGGCUUGGCAGGAUGACAUCCAGGUAAUCAUUAACCAGCAGCUGAAGAGCCAGGCAGAGAAGCAGAUGCAGUCAAAGCGGCCUGGAGGAGGCCGUCUCUCUUUUUUCCGCAAACCACUGAAAACAUCGACUUCUGUGUCGUGCAUACCGGAGACCACCACAGUGGCCAGCUAUUCGUCAUGGAAAAACUGGCUCAAAGUGGCCAAAUAAACCACACUCACAGACAGCACAGGAAAUGGAAAUGCACGUGCACACAAACUGCUAUACAGAGUGUAUCAGCAUCAGAAUAUCAAAUAUGUGACACUGCAAGCUGUAAAGUUUUUAGCUCUCGGGUAAAAGGUCACCGAAUGCAUCGGAUCAGAAAACACUAGUAUUAAAUGUAAUCUUCCUGGAUAAAAGUGGAUCGGUUUAACCUAAUUUUGCCUUGAGAUCAUGUGUGCGUGCGCAUGGUUUUUUUUUUUUUUAAUAAACACACCAUGUCCGUGUGGUAUUUUUGAACAAAAAUGCAUUCAAGGAUCAAAUGGUUAUGCUUAUAUUAUUUAUUUAAAAGCAAGGGAACAAAUCUAUAAUUUAGUGGCUGCUCUUAGAUAUUAAAACAUUUCUCGAGUAUCAUUCAGGAAAACCAUUUCUAUUGCAAUGAACUGCAUUCUUUAAAAUACGCACGAGUAAAUGGAAAUGUGUUUAUAAGGCGUCAAAGUCAGCAAAACUUAUACUAACUUUUUCCCUGAAUGUUCUGCUUUUGUAAAUAUUUUGUAUUAAAUAUGGAAGAAUAACUCAAAUUGAGUUGACCAGUAUUAAAAAAAGAAAAAAAACAAACAAACAAACAACAAACUCCGGUGGAUAUGAAUGUCUAGGAACUGUUGUAUGAAGUAAAUGGCUUGAUAUUUCAGUAUUUCGUCGAAGUGCCACGUCACCACCUCCUGAUAACCAACUAAAAUCCAGCUGCUCAUAUCUUUGGACAUGAAUGUUCUACAUGCCUUGCAGAAAGGAUCUGUCUCAUUUUUUCGUGGUCUGGCACAUGUGUACAUUAAGUGUUUUUGUUAAAAGUGUUUGAGAGAUGUGAAAGUAAUGCAGACUCGUACUUUAUAAUCUAUCAGGUUUCAACUGCUAGGACAGAUUCAUGGUCAAGUCCUUCAGGAAAUUCAUACUAUUUGUAUUUUUUCUUCUUCUGUAUCUAUUUGACUCAAGUGUGUUAAGUAGCUGAAGAGAACACAAAGAGAAAAGAUCAAAAUCCUAAGUGGCUGCCCCAUAAAGUUACAUUUAAUAAAACCCGCUUUAGUAUUGUUUAUCUUAUUAUUGACCAGUAAUAAGUUAUCUAUAUUGAUAAAUGUAGUCGCAAUCGCAUGUAUAUAAUAACUAAUGAGGACUCUUGCCUUA
Neoarius graeffei (lesser salmon catfish) is the source of this 2780-nucleotide messenger RNA. RefSeq names its product BICD family-like cargo adapter 1. Lineage: Eukaryota; Metazoa; Chordata; Actinopteri; Siluriformes; Ariidae. The record is from RefSeq and is a predicted model, not a curated record. The transcript is spliced from 10 exons. Bases 72 to 1613 code for a protein of 513 amino acids. Gene Ontology annotation, biological process: vesicle transport along microtubule; Golgi to secretory granule transport.